UGGUGGCGAGAUAAUUAUUACACUGUUGGUGGUGAAACUACACUUGGACUGUUUCACAGAGGUCGUCAGGGCCUCUCUAGCUGCGGGCCCUUUCCACUCCAGAGGCUCCAGUUUCAAGGAAAGCUCUCCUACGAAACUGGAAACGCACUGUUAAGAAGCAGGAACGCAGCAGGACUGCAAUCCCCACAAGCCGUGGCGGGCCCUGAGCAUCCGGGACACCGUCCGCAAGGAUCCCUGGGUAUUGUGGUCCAUUCCUUUGGCAGCAACCCUCUGCCGACGGUAAAAUUCCAGCCGAACCGAGGACCACAACUCCCAGCAACCCUUGCUGCCGUGCGGGGGGUCUUCACGUUCUCGUGGCGCGGCGCAGGCGCACUGGGUCCUCGGCGCGGACCGCGCAGACUGAAUAAUAAAAGGGGAGCGGCGAAGAGGCAGGAAGACAGGACCAUGUCGAAGGGCCCCGGGCCCGGCGGCUCCGCAGCUUCCUCGGCGCCCCCGGCCGCUACCGCUCAGGUGCUGCAGGCACAGCCCGAGAAACCGCAGCACUACACGUACCUGAAGGAAUUCCGCACAGAGCAGUGCCCACUCUUCGUGCAGCACAAAUGCACUCAGCACCGGCCCUACACCUGCUUCCACUGGCACUUCGUGAACCAGCGACGUCGCCGUUCCAUCCGCCGUCGGGACGGCACCUUCAACUACAGCCCUGACGUUUACUGCACCAAGUACGACGAGGCCACAGGCCUCUGCCCGGAGGGCGACGAGUGCCCAUUCCUGCACAGGACCACAGGGGACACUGAGCGCAGGUACCACCUCCGCUACUACAAAACUGGAAUCUGUAUCCACGAGACAGACUCAAAAGGCAACUGCACCAAAAACGGCCUGCACUGCGCUUUUGCCCACGGGCCCCAUGACCUCCGUUCCCCUGUCUACGACAUCAGAGAGCUCCAGGCCAUGGAGGCCCUGCAGAACGGCCAGACCACAGUAGAGGGCAGCACAGAGGGCCAGACGGCUGGGGCUGCGAGCCACGCUAUGAUAGAAAAAAUCCUCAGCGAGGAGCCACGGUGGCAAGAGACUGCUUAUGUGCUGGGGAACUAUAAGACGGAGCCAUGCAAGAAGCCCCCGAGGUUGUGUCGCCAGGGCUAUGCCUGUCCCUACUACCACAACAGCAAGGACCGGCGGCGGAGUCCCCGGAAACACAAAUACAGGUCAUCUCCGUGUCCGAACGUAAAACAUGGGGAUGAGUGGGGAGACCCUGGCAAGUGUGAGAACGGAGAUGCCUGCCAGUACUGCCACACACGCACGGAGCAGCAGUUCCACCCGGAGAUCUAUAAAUCCACCAAGUGCAAUGACAUGCAGCAGUCGGGCAGCUGUCCCCGAGGACCUUUCUGCGCCUUCGCCCACGUAGAACAGCCGCCUCUCAGUGAUGAUCUACAACCUUCUUCAACUGUGUCAAGCCCCACUCAGCCGGGUCCCGUCUUGUACAUGCCAUCUGCUGCCGGAGACUCGGUGCCCGUGAGCCCCUCCAGCCCACAUGCCCCUGACCUCAGCGCUCUCCUCUGUAGAAACAGCAAUCUAGGAAGCCCAUCUAAUCUCUGUGGCUCCCCCCCGGGCUCCAUCAGGAAGCCCCCGAACCUGGAAGGCAUUGUCUUCCCUGGGGAGUCUGGCCUCGCCCCUGGCAGCUAUAAGAAGGCUCCUGGCUUUGAGAGGGAAGACCAGGUGGGAACCGAGUACCUGAAAAAUUUUAAAUGCCAGGCCAAGUUAAAACCCCAUUCACUAGAGCCCAGGAGCCAAGAGCAGCCUCUGCUUCAACCCAAACAGGACGUGCUGGGCAUCCUUCCCGCUGGCAGCCCCCUGACCUCAAGCAUCUCUUCCAGCAUCACCUCCAGCCUGGCAGCUACUCCCCCUAGCCCUGCUGGCACCAGCAGCGUCCCUGGCAUGAACGCGAACGCUCUGCCCUUCUAUCCCACCAGCGACACGGUAGAGUCCGUCAUAGAGUCUGCCUUGGAUGACCUGGACCUGAAUGAGUUCGGGGUGGCUGCCCUAGAGAAGACGUACGAUAACAGCACAGUGCCCCACCCAGGCGGCAUCACAAUUGGUGGCAGUUUGCUGCAGAGCUCUGCGCCCGUGAACAUCCCCGGCUCCUUGGGCAGUUCUGCUUCCUUCCACUCGGCAUCCCCGUCCCCUCCUGUCAGCCUCUCCUCGCAUUUCCUGCAGCAGCCCCAGGGCCACUUGAGCCAGUCAGAAAACACAUUUCUGGGGACCUCAGCAUCACAUGGAUCUUUGGGUCUCAACGGGAUGAAUAGCAGCAUCUGGGAGCAUUUUGCCUCUGGUAGCUUCUCCCCAGGCACUUCCCCGGCCUUCCUGUCAGGGCCAGGGGCUGCUGAGCUGGCCCGGCUGCGGCAAGAGCUCGAGGAAGCCAACGGCACCAUCAAGCAGUGGGAGGAGUCCUGGAAGCAGGCUAAGCAGGCUUGUGAUGCCUGGAAGAAGGAGGCAGAGGAGGCCGGAGAGCGGGCCAGUGCAGCAGGCGCCGAGUGCGAGCUGGCCCGGGAGCAGCGGGAUGCACUGGAGGGGCAGGUCAAGAAGCUGCAGGAAGAGCUGGAGCGGCUGCACUCGGGCCCCGACCCGCAGGCCUUGCCCACCUUCUCUGACCUGGAGGCCCUCUCGCUCUCCACCCUCUACUCCCUCCAGAAGCAGCUGCGGGCCCACCUGGAACAAGUGGACAAGGCCGUGUUCCACAUGCAGUCGGUGAAAUGCCUUAAGUGUCAGGAGCAGAAGCGAGCGCUGCUGCCGUGCCAACACGCCGUGCUGUGCGAGCUCUGUGCCCAGGGCAGCGACUGCCCCGUCUGCCAGCCCAGCCGCGCCCACACCCUCCAGUCGUGACCCUGCAGGCCUGGCCCCGGCCCGGCUCAGAUCUUCUUAUCUAGGACUUUUUAAAGUAUAUAUAUGUAUGUAUGUAUGUAUGUAUGUAUGUAUGUAUAUGUAUAUGAUUAUAUGUAUACAUUUCUGUACGUGUGCAGGUAUGUGUGGGCAGCAGUGUGUGAACAGUGUCCGUGUGUAUAUCUGUACAUAGAUAUAGACACACACUUUAAAACAGACUUACCAAGCACUUUUUAAAAGAAAAAACUAUUUUGCAGCCCUGCCCUUGCCCACUCUCUCCUUUUCCACUGCAGAGACAAAGUCCCCUCAUUGCCCACCGGCUUUUUGGCAGGGGAUGUGUUUCUCUUUUUAACGUAGGAAAACUAACUAGUUUGAACUUUUUCCUGGGGCCUGAGCAGGAAGCUGAAAGGGGCCAAGGGGAGGAACCAGGCCUUCAGGGCAGGCCCUGUUCACUGCGCCUCCCCAGGCCAUGGCCAGAGCCAGGGGUGUGGACAUCCCCAGGGCCAGACCUGGUUCCCAGCCACGAGGCUUGAGAAGGGGGGUGUGCUGGGGUCUAAGCCAGCCUAGCUCCUAGGUUUACCAAAUGCGUAUUUAGUCUGGGGUUGGCAGGCCAAAGCUGCAGGGGCCAGCCCCGCUCCCAUCCCUGGGCCCUUGAAGCUCCUUGAGGGGCAAGGCCCGGGAGUUCUACCCCUCAGGUUCCUGAGGCCAGGAGUCCACCUCAGUCCUCUCCCUCCGGGCCCCCAGAGCAGCCUCCCUGGCCCCAGGACCCCUUACCAGAAUGGCACUGCCCUCUUCAUAACCCUCUACUGCUGUCAGCGUCCCCCCUCCCCCCCUCCCUCUGGCAGCUAGCGGGGCAAAUGGCGGGAAGGAGCUGCGGACUGGGGACCAAGGUGGGGCGUAGGCCCUGCCCUCCUCACCGGGAGGGGCUCCGUAUGCAUUCCUUGGUGCUCUCUUGAGUGCAGCUGACGUCCUGCCCGUUUGGAGCAGACGCCUGUGUACGUGUGUGUGCGUGCCUGUCCAAUGUAUAUUGUGUCUUAGCUUCCAUUUUAAAAAUUGUUCUGUACAGAAAGAUGCAGCGGGGCGGGAGGGGCAGAGCGGGCGGAGGGAAGCCGCCCUUGUCCCAGCGCUCGGGGUCUGGGGUGGGAGCGAGAGGGCUGUGAAGGGUCUGGCCUGGCCCAGGCUCCCCCUUGGGCUCAGCACGAAAGGGCUUUCAAUGAAUUAAGUGAAAACUUUUUUUACAAAAAUUCAAAAAUCAACAAAGCUCCAAACCUAUUGGAAAUAAAAUAUGAACUUACA
Molecule: messenger RNA, 4170 nt
Organism: Neogale vison (American mink)
Lineage: Eukaryota; Metazoa; Chordata; Mammalia; Carnivora; Mustelidae
Gene: UNK
Product: unk zinc finger
Exons: 16
Coding region: 445-2877 (810 amino acids)
Biological process (GO): cell morphogenesis involved in neuron differentiation
Molecular function (GO): metal ion binding; mRNA CDS binding
Source: RefSeq, a predicted model, not a curated record